Cuscuta epithymum is the source of this 1288-nucleotide messenger RNA. NCBI's taxonomy places the organism in Eukaryota, Viridiplantae, Streptophyta, Magnoliopsida, Solanales, Convolvulaceae. The record is from the annotation of a GenBank genome assembly.
AAAAAACAUCCUUCCUAAACACUCAAACACAAGCGUAGCUUUAAAGGUCUACAUAAACACAUAUUCUAUCUCCUCACUCUGCAAUCUGCUCUUUCCCCGCCUUUCUUCCGGUAUCUGGUGCUGGUUAUAAUCGGAACCGGCCGCCUAUUCCCUCGAUUAGGGUUCAAUUUCCGCUUUGAAAUGGCAGACGCUUACUGGCGAUACAAUGAUGUUAGGCCGCCGCCGCAAGCUCUUCCGCCCCUCCUCGCUAAACGCCCUCGAUCUGAAUAUGAUCCUACAAGUGGCCAUGACUUGCAUGGGUAUUAUGUUGGCAAUGAUGGAAGGGGAGUUCAUCGGGUGAUUCGAGAUACUGAUCCUAUGGGAGCAUCCUAUGACCGUUAUUUGCAAAGCGCGAAAAUUUCCACAUAUGGUGGUGGUGAACCUGCAAGAUCCCUGGGUGGUGGAAUAAUAGGUGCGCAUCCCAGCGACGAUCCACGUGCCUUGGGCAUUAUGGGGCCAGACCCUAUGGCUGCAAAAGGCAGGGCAAUUGGUGCAGUAGGAGGUGGUGGGAGGAAUGAAAUUCCUCUCCCUUCAGAUGCUUCAAGUACACUUUAUGUGGAGGGCUUACCUGCUAAUUGUACUCGACGUGAAGUGUCUCACAUAUUCCGCCCAUUUGUGGGCUAUAAAGAAGUAAGACUAGUAACAAAGGAUUCUAGACGGCCUGAUGGCGAUCCAUUGGUCUUUUGCUUUGUUGACUUUGCAAGCCCAGCUCAUGCUGCUACUGCAAUGGAAGCUCUACAAGGUUAUUUGUUUGACGAGCUCGAGCGUGAUUCGGUUACUCUAAGGCUGCAAUUUGCUCGCCAUCCUGGUGCACGCCCAGGUGGCGGACCACGUGGAAGACGUUGAAUGUAUGUGCAUUUGUGCAGGACCCACUCGAAUUGCGAUAGUACGAUAAUGAGAGACGUUAUGCCAGCGUUGCGGGGUUUCUUUUGCGAUAUGUUGCGGCGCUUACAUUAGGUCAUACGAGCUAUAAAUUCGGUGGAAAACUUGUUAUUCAAGGAACUAAUAUUUGUAUUUAAAAUGUUGUGACCUUGUUUUCUGCCCAUGAGGUGUACUGGACAAGACAGCUGUUUCAGUUUAUUCCUUAGGUGGACACCUUAAGGUUGAUUUCAUAUGCGUUUUAGCUUAAGCAGUAAUCGUGUUUGGAUGUUUUUUUUAAAUCAAGUAAAAGCGUGUCAUUAGCUAUACCUUGCCUGAUGAUGCACGUAAAUUGUCUCAAGUCAUGUACUGGUUUUGUGCUCACUCUGUA